AUGGAACAUUUCUUUAAUGCCUCCAUGCGUAUAGCAAACGCGGCUCAAGAAAACAGCUCAUGUGAGGUUCUCUUCACUCCCGAAACCUGUUGUACAGUUACGAAUAUCAUCAUUUGCAAAGAAUACUCGCUCGCUGGGGAAGAAUUCGAUGCCUUGCCCCAAGCCCUUCAAGACAGAAUUGAAAGCAACUGCACACUCCAGGCAUGCAACGAUGUCGCAAAGGGGGCAUACAAUAAUCGCAUUGAAGCCGACGAAGCGCGCGACGACGAAAUUGCGUGGAUAGUCAGCGGCGUCUUCUUGACUUUGUUUUCUCUGCCGGGCAUAGUAGUAGGUGCUUUCUACCUGGCUAAAUGGUAUUCUCGCCGUCGACAGAGAAGAUUCCAGACACGACAAGAGCAAGACCGAAGGAAUGCGAACGCCAGAGACCAACGAGCAAAGGUAAUCAUGUGGCGAGAGGGUUUGGAGCUAGAAGUCCCUCCACCGAGCUACAGCUUCUACCCGCCGGUCUAG
Anthostomella pinea is the source of this 510-nucleotide messenger RNA. Lineage: Eukaryota; Fungi; Ascomycota; Sordariomycetes; Xylariales; Xylariaceae. The record is from the annotation of a GenBank genome assembly.